This is a messenger RNA of Aspergillus chevalieri, 366 nucleotides long. RefSeq lists its product as uncharacterized. The record is from RefSeq and is a predicted model, not a curated record. Bases 1 to 366 code for a protein of 121 amino acids. The transcript has a single exon. Lineage: Eukaryota; Fungi; Ascomycota; Eurotiomycetes; Eurotiales; Aspergillaceae.
AUGGGGAGUUCCGGAUAUCUAGCAUAUGGUCAGUCCACCAGCUAUGUCAAUACGUUUUUCAUUAUCGUCCUGUUUUAUUGCUUGUUUGUACGACUUGUUUCGAUGAAUGCACAUGCGAUUGCAAUUACAACAACUGCCAAUGAUGAAUCGGCCACUCGAGCAGCAGCAGCGACGACACCAGCAACGCUGGCAACGCAUCUCAGCCAUGACGACUUUGAUAUGAGUUACGAGGGAUGCGGGAUCGGUUAUGGAUACUGUCUUGGGUUGGAGGUUCGGCUACAGCACGGUUCUGGGGAUCUUUUGUUGUGCUGGCCCGAGUCAUGUCCGUCGACCUCCGUUGCUGUCUCGAGUGGUCGUCCUCCGUAG